Molecule: messenger RNA, 9415 nt
Organism: Prosopis cineraria
Lineage: Eukaryota; Viridiplantae; Streptophyta; Magnoliopsida; Fabales; Fabaceae
Product: BEACH domain-containing protein C2
Molecular function (GO): protein binding
Source: RefSeq, a predicted model, not a curated record
UUUUCUAACUUAUUAUUAUUUUUUUCUUUUAAAAUAUAUCUAGCCAGCCUGGAGCUUACCUUCUGUCCUUUGGCUUCGUUUGCUAUUUAAUUUUUGAAACUAUUUCUUCUUUUGAUCUGGUAGGUGGUCUUCCCAUACUGAAUGUGAUGUUCAAUAAAGAAGCAGACUCAUCUUUUUUUCUUUUUUUUAACAAAGGAAGGAGCAGACUCAUGCUUUUAGGUGGCGUUCGUGGUUAAAAUUUUUGACAAGAUGCGGGUUAGGCACUGACUGUAUGAAUGAAUAUUUGUCAGUUUCAUAAAAACUAGUGUAAUGGAAGAAGAAGAAAAGGCGCAAGAGGCAGAAAUAUCCCGUAAAGAGUCAAAGACUUAUAAAGUAGAUAAUGGUGUAGGUGAAAUAGUAGGUAGUUUCCAUCGUGAAAGUGCAAAUUCUAGCACUGGUAUUGGAGUUGAACAUGAAGAUGAAAAGGUACACUUGCAGGGGAAGGAAGUUGGUUCUGUAAGUACAGAUGUGGAUGAGGGCCAUUUUGAGCAGGUAUCUUUAAAAGAUCAGGAGAAGAAUAAUGAAUCUGUAGAUUCAAACCAAUCUUCGCAUUUAGAUAAUGAAGAAAACAUUUAUGUCGGAAAUAAAGAAGAUUCUCAAUAUUCAUCGGGGAUAUAUAUGAUGGAACGUGAUUCUUCUCCUGUUGCUGACAUGCAACAUGAUCUAUUUGUACAUAGCCCUGAGUCUGAGGGGCAUUUCAGUCAAACAAUGAAUCAGUUUGAGUAUCAAACUGGUCUUGAUUCAACUGGAUAUUCGCCUGUUGCUUCUCCACCAAAGCCAAAGCAAAAGAAUGCUAUGCCAACUGUUUCUCCAGAAUUACUUCAUUUAGUAGACUCUGCUAUUAUGGGAAAACCUGAAAGUCUGGAGAAACUAAAGAAUAUUGCUAGAGGCAUGGAAAACUUUGGAACUGGAGAAAUAAUGGAAAAUGUGGCUUUCUUAAUUGUAGAUUCACUUUUGGCAACAAUGGGUGGUGUUGAAAGUUUUGAAGAAGAUGAGGAUAAAAAUCCUCCAAGUGUGAUGCUGAAUUCCCGGGCUGCCAUUGUGGCAGCUGAGCUGAUUCCUUGGCUUCCUUGGGCAGGUGAUACUGACUAUAUCAUGUCACCUAGGACGCGAAUGGUCAGGGGACUUCUUGCCAUAUUGCGGGCAUGUACUAGAAAUAGAGCAAUGUGCUCAAUGGCUGGUCUGUUAGGAGUAUUGUUGAAAUCAGCAGAAAAAGUUUUCACAGAGGAUGUUGUUUCAAGUGGGCAAAUGAGGUGGGAUGGAACUCCUUUGUGUAAUUGUAUACAAUACUUAGCAGGGCAUUCUCUUGGCGUGAGUGAUCUUCACAGAUGGUUUCAAGUUGUUAGAAGAACACUUGACACAAUUUGGGCUUCGCGUUUAAUGCUUGCAUUGGAGAAAGCGAUAGGUGGAAAGGAGUCAAGAGGACCUGCUUGCAGUUUUGAGUUUGAUGGUGAAAGCUCUGGCUUGCUUGGUCCAGGUGAUGGCCGUUGGCCCUUUGUCAAUGGUUAUGGGUUUGCGACAUGGAUUUACAUUGAAUCAUUUGCUGACACAUUAAAUACAGCAACAGCUGCUGCCGCAAUUGCUGCAGCUGCUGCAGCUAAGUCGGGUAAAUCAUCAGCUAUGUCAGCUGCUGCUGCAGCUAGUGCACUUGCUGGUGAAGGUACAGCACACAUGCCACGGCUUUUUAGUUUCUUAUCUGCUGAUAAUCAGGGCAUAGAGGCUUAUUUUCAUGCUCAAUUUUUGGUUGUUGAAACUGGUAGUGGAAAGGGAAGGAAGUCUUCUUUGCAUUUUACCCAUGCUUUCAAACCGCAGUGCUGGUACUUCAUUGGUCUGGAACAUAUUAGCAAGCAUGGAAUUAUUGGGAAAGCAGAAAGUGAAGUUAGACUAUAUAUAGAUGGAUCUUUAUAUGAAAGUCGUCCUUUCGAGUUUCCUCGAAUUUCCAAACCCCUUUCAUUUUGCUGCAUAGGAACUAACCCUCCCCCAACGAUGGCUGGUUUACAACGCCGUCGUCGUCAAUGCCCUUUGUUUGCUGAAAUGGGUCCUGUCUACAUCUUCAAGGAACCAAUUGGCCCAGAGAGGAUGGCACGGUUGGCUUCAAGAGGAGGGGAUGUGUUGCCUUCUUUUGGUAAUGCAGCAGGGUUGCCAUGGCUGGCAACAAAUCCCUAUAUGCAGAGCAAGGUAGAGGAAAGUGUUCUUUUAGAUUCAGAAAUUGGUGGCUGCAUUCAUCUGCUUUAUCAUCCUUGUUUGCUCAGUGGCCGUUACUGUCCAGAUGCUUCACCUUCUGGUGCUGCAGGGUUGGCUCGACGUCCAGCUGGGGUUCUUGGGCAAGUCCAUGUUGCGACACGAACGCGACCUGUUGAUGCUCUGUGGGCUUUGGCCUAUGGAGGCCCCUUAUCUUUGCUUCCCUUGGCAGUGAGCAGUGUACAUGAGAUUACCUUGGAACCACUAAUAGGGAAUGUUUCUUUGUCUUUAGCAACCACAUCUCUUGCUGCCUCAAUAUUUCGAAUUAUAUCCUUGGCUGUACAGCAUCCUAGGAACAAUGAAGAGUUGUCUCGUGGCAGAGGGCCUGAGAUUCUUUCAAAAAUUUUGAAUUAUCUUCUCCAGACUCUAUCUUUGCUUGAUUAUGGAAAGCGAGAUGGUGUAGGAGAUGAGGAACUUGUUGCUGCUGUUGUUUCACUUUGUCAGUCUCAAAAAAUCAAUGACAUACUUAAAGUACAGCUCUUCAGUACAUUGCUCUUAGAUCUAAAAAUUUGGAGUUUGUGCAGUUAUGGAAUACAAAAGAAGCUUUUGUCAUCACUCGCAGACAUGGUUUUCACUGAGUCAGCAAUCAUGCGAGAUGCCAAUGCCAUUCAGAUGCUUCUUGAUGGGUGCAGAAAAUGUUAUUGGACUAUUCCUGAAAAGGACUCGGUGAACACUUUUUCCCUUACUGGGGCAACACGUCCAGUGGGUGAACUGAAUGCUUUAGUUGAUGAGCUCCUAGUGGUAAUUGAACUUCUAAUAGUGGCAGGGCCUCCUUCAGAGGUCUCUGAUGAUGUGCGGUGUUUACUAGGAUUCAUGCUUGACUGUCCACAACUCAAUCAGGUUGCUAGGGUGUUGCAUCUGUUCUACAGGUUAAUUGUACAGCCAAAUGCAGCUAGAGCUCGCACAUUUGCAGAAGCAUUCCUAGCAUGUGGUGGAGUGGAAACUCUUCUUGUUCUGCUUCAAAGGGAAGCUAAGACUGGAGACAGUGAUGUCUUGGAAUCAUUGUCAAAAAGUCCCAAACCUGAAAAAGCUACUGUUGAUGGUAAUAAUGAAAUUACCGAACAAAGUCAAGAUGAUGAAAGAUCUGCUGAGAAAAGUGAAGCCACCUUAGAAGAAAUAGACCAAGGUUCUCAGCUAGUUGAUAAUAGAAGUCAUCCUAAUUCAAGUUCCACUGUUCUGAAUAUUGAAAGGAUGAAAUCUACUUCUGAAAUGAAAUCUACUUCUGAAACUUCUAAUGGCAAUAAUUUGGGAGGAAUAAGUCUUUCCAUUAGUGCUGAUAAUGCAAGAAACAAUGUUUACAAUAUUGAUGAUAGUGAUGGCAUUGUUGUUGGGAUCAUAGCUCUCUUGGGUGCUUUAGUAGCUUCAGGGCAUCUGAAAUUUGACUCUCAUGCUGUUCCUGAUACAACAAGAAACCUUUUGGAUGUUGGACUGCAUGAUGGGGGUGGCACCAUGUUUGAUGACAAGGUUUCUCUUCUGCUUUUUGCCUUGCAGAAGGCUUUCCAAGCAGCACCCAACAGGCUAAUGACUGACAAUGUCUACACUACUUUAUUGGCUGCCUCGAUCAAUGCCUCUACAAUGGAGGAUGGGUUGAACUUCUAUGAUUCUGGCCACCGUUUUGAGCAUUCACAACUUUUAUUGGUACUUUUGCGUUCUCUUCCCCAUGCACCUAGGCCUUUGCAAUGCAGAGCACUACAGGAUCUUCUAUUUUUGGCUUGCAGUCAUCAAGAAAAUAGAAGUAGGUUGACAAACAUGGAGGAAUGGCCUGAAUGGAUCUUGGAAUUGCUAAUUUCAAACAAUGAGAUGGCCCCAACCAAGUCCUCAAGUUCAACAAGUGUUGGAGAACUAGAGGACCUUAUUCAUAACUUCCUUAUCAUCAUGUUAGAGCACUCAAUGCGGCAAAAGGAUGGAUGGAAGGAUAUUGAAAUGACAAUUCAUUGUGCAGAAUGGCUUUGUAUUGUGGGUGGAUCUAGUACAGGAGAACUUCGAAAAAGACGUGAGGAAUCAUUGCCUAUAUUUAAGAGGAGGCUCUUAGGUGGCUUGUUGGACUUCGCUGCCAGGGAAUUGCAGCUUCAGACUCAAAUUAUUGCUGCGGCAGCUGCUGGUGUUGCUGCUGAGGGGUUGUCCCCAGAAGAUGCUAAGGCAGAGGCUGAUAAUGCAGCUCAGCUUUCUGUGGCUUUAGUAGAGAAUGCUAUUGUGAUACUUAUGCUUGUUGAGGAUCACUUGCGGUUACAAUGCAAACAAUUCUCUUCUGGACAUGUUGCAGAUACUUCUCCAUCACCCCUUUCUGGAUUGUAUCCACUCAAUAACAGCUCAACCACACUGUCUACAAUUGGAGAAUCAACAGAAGCUGUGGCAGAUCGAAGUUCUGUACCUAGUGAUUCUGGGGGCCUCCCUCUAGAGAUGCUUUCUUCAAUGGCUGAUGCAAAUGGUCAGAUCUCUAGUUCAGUGAUGGAAAGGCUUACUGCAGCUGCUGCUGCUGAACCAUAUGGAUCUGUUUCUUGUGCUUUUGCAUCAUACGGGUCAUGUGCUAAGGAUAUAGCUGAUGGCUGGAAAUAUAGGAGCCGUUUGUGGUAUGGUGUUGGCAUUCCAUCAAAGACAGCUCAAUUUGGUGGUGGUGGGAGUGGAUGGGAUUCUUGGAACUCUGCUCUGGAGAAAGAUGCUGAUGGCAACUGGCUUGAACUUCCUUUGGUAAGGAAAUCUGUGGCAAUGCUUCAAGCAUUAUUGUUGGAUGAGUCUGGGCUUGGGGGUGGUCUUGGUAUAGGAGGAGGAUCAGGUACUGGAAUGGGAGGGAUGGCUGCAUUGUACCAGUUAUUAGACAGUGACCAACCAUUCCUGUGCAUGCUUAGGAUGGUUCUUCUAUCGAUGAGGGAAGACGAUGAUGGAGAGGAACAUAUUUUGAUGAGGAAUGCAACUGAGGAUGGGAUACCUGAGGGAAGGAAGCCCCGCUCUGCACUUUUGUGGAGUGUCCUCUCACCUGUUCUCAACAUGCCAAUUUCUGACUCUAAGAGACAAAGAGUGUUGGUAGCAUCUUCUGUGCUUUAUUCUGAGGUAUAUCAUGCUGUGGGCAAAGACCACAAACCUCUUCGCAAGAAGUAUCUUGAGGCUAUUGUUCCCCCAUUUGUUGCUGUUUUAAGAAGGUGGCGGCCUGUUUUGGCUGGAAUUCAUGAACUUGCUACUGCUGAUGGUUUAAAUCCUCUAACUGUUGAUGAUCGUGCAUUGGCUGCUGAUGCCCUGCCCAUUGAGGCUGCUCUUGCUAUGAUAUCUCCAGCUUGGGCUGCUGCAUUUGCAUCUCCACCUGCUGCAAUGGCAUUGGCAAUGAUUGGAGCUGGGGCUUCAGGUGGUGAAGCCCCAGCUCGUGCAACAACUGCCCAUCUUAGGCGUGAUACCUCACUUCUGGAGCGCAAACAAGUUAGGCUCCACACAUUUUCAAGUUUUCAAAAGCCUCUGGAACUCCCUGGGAAAGCACCACCACUUCCCAAAGACAAAGCUGCUGCAAGAGCUGCUGCUUUAGCAGCUGCUCGUGAUUUUGAACGAUUUGCAAAGGUUGGUUCUGGACGAGGUCUUAGUGCUGUUGCAAUGGCUACAUCUGCACAACGAAGAACUGCUGGUGAUGCAGAGCGUGUUAAGAGGUGGAGUAUCUCUGAAGCUAUGGGAGUUGCUUGGAUGGAAUGUUUGCAGCCAGUUGAUACGAAGUCAGUAUAUGGGAAAGAUUUUAAUGCUCUUUCCUAUAAAUUUAUUGCUGUUCUUGUUGCCAGUUUUGCACUAGCAAGGAAUAUGCAACGGUCUGAGAUUGACAGACGUGCUCAAGUGGAUGUAAUUACCAGGCAUCGAAUCCAUACUGGAAUUCGUGCAUGGCGAAAACUCAUUCACCAGUUAAUGGAGAUGGGAAGUCUUUUUGGGCCUAUAGCCGAUCAACUAAACAACCCACCUCGUGUUUUUUGGAAGCUAGAUUUUAUGGAAAGUUCUUCAAGGAUGAGACGAUGUUUGAGGAGGAAUUACGAAGGGAAUGAUCAUUUAGGUGCUGCUGCUAAUUAUGAUGAUUAUUUGGAGGAGAAAAAGGAUCAGAAUACUCCAAUUUUGUCAGCGGAAGCAAUCUCAAUGGAAGAAGUCAAUGAAGAUGAAGAGCAUGCAGAAAUUAUGAAUGGGGAUGGUAUGGUCAAUGGUGCUGAGCCGAAGGGGGAGAAUGAUCCUAGACUUUCUGAAUCAGCUGAACAAGCCCUACAUGCAUCUGUUGAAUCUACUGGUACUCAAAUUGCAAGUGAUGAAAAUUUUGUCCAAAAUUCGUCUGCCGUUGCCCCUGGGUUUGUUUUUAGUGAACUUGAUGAAAGAAUUGUUCUUGAGCUGCCAUCAUCAAUGGUCCGGCCACUUAAGGUUGUUCAGGGAACCUUCCAAGUAACCACUAGAAGGAUAAAUUUUAUAGUUGAUAACAGUGAGAGCAGCACACCAAAGGAAGGGUUAGACCCCAGUUUUGAGGAAGGGGACCAAGAAAAGGACCGCAGCUGGUUAAUGUCAUCUCUUCAUCAAAUUUAUAGCCGGAGAUAUCUCCUUAGAAGAAGUGCUUUGGAGCUCUUUAUGGUUGAUCGAUCAAACUUUUUCUUUGACUUUGGGAGUAUUGAGGGCCGAAGAAAUGCAUAUCGAGCAAUUGUCCAAGCACGUCCUCCACAUUUAAACAACAUAUAUUUGGCAACGCAGAGACCUGAACAACUUUUAAAAAGAACUCAACUUAUGGAGCGCUGGGCUAGGUGGGAGAUCAGCAAUUUUGAAUAUUUAAUGCAGCUCAAUACAUUGGCUGGGCGUAGUUAUAAUGAUAUCACUCAGUAUCCAGUUUUCCCCUGGGUUCUUUCUGAUUACAGUUCAAAGAGCUUGGAUCUUUCUAAUCCUUCUUGUUACCGAGAUCUGUCAAAGCCUGUUGGUGCACUGAACUCUGAUCGACUUAAAAAAUUUCAAGAGAGAUACGCUAACUUUGAUGAUCCAAUCAUUCCCAAAUUCCAUUAUGGAUCACACUAUUCGAGUGCAGGAACGGUCUUGUAUUAUCUUGUUCGAGUUGAACUUACCACCCUUGCUAUCCAACUGCAAGGAGGAAAAUUUGAUCAUGCUGAUAGGAUGUUUUCUGACAUUGGUGCUACCUGGAAUGGAGUUCUUGAGGACAUGAGUGAUGUCAAAGAAUUGGUUCCUGAGCUAUUUUAUCUCCCUGAGGCUCUCACAAAUGGAAAUUUAAUUGAUUUUGGCACUACACAAUUGGGAGAAAAGCUUGAUGCUGUUAAACUUCCUGCCUGGGCUGAGAAUCCUAUUGAUUUCAUUCAUAAGCAUCAGAUGGCUCUCGAGAGUGAGUAUGCAUCUGCUCAUUUGCAUGAGUGGAUUGACCUUAUCUUCGGGUACAAGCAACGAGGAAAAGAAGCUAUUGCAGCAAAUAAUGUUUUCUUUUAUAUUACUUAUGAAGGAGCAGUGGAUAUUGAUAAAAUUUCUGACCCAGUACAACAGCGUGCCACACAAGAUCAGAUUGCAUAUUUUGGACAGACACCGUCUCAACUUCUGACUGUUCCUCACCUGAAGAAGAUGCCAUUAUCAGAAGUUCUGCAUUUGCAGACAAUAUUCCGCAAUCCAAAAGAUCUUGAAGUCAAACCUUAUGCUGUUCCCACCCCUGACCGCUGCAAUGUACCUGCUGCUGCCAUUCAAGCAUCUUCAGACAUGGUCGUGGUUGUUGAUAUGAAUGCACCAGCAGCUUGUGUUGCACAACACAAGUGGCAGCCGAAUACACCUGAUGGUCAGGGUACUCUCCUCUUCCAACAUGGAAAAGCUACAGGCUCUGGGGGGACACUUAUGCGCAUGUUCAAAGGCCCUGCAGGAUCUGAUGAAGACUGGCAUUUCCCCCAAGCACAAGCAUUUGCUGUCUCUGGAAUUAGAAGCACUGCCAUUGUCUCUAUUACUUGUGACAGAGAAAUUAUUACUGGUGGACAUGCUGAUAAUAGCAUUAAGCUGAUAUCCUCGGAUGGAGCUAAAACCUUGGAAACAGCCUGUGCGCACAGUGCUCCUGUAACAUGCCUUGGCCUUUCACUGGAUAGCAAGUACCUGGUGACAGGAUCCCGGGAUACCACUGUAAUACUAUGGAGAAUACAUCGGGCACUUUUGUCUCGCUCAAGUGUGUCUGAACCUUCAUCUGGGACAGGUACUCAGCCUUCGACAAGCAGUAAUUCUUCAUCAAACUUGUUGACAGAAAAGAAUCGGAGGUGUCGUAUUGAAGGUCCCAUAUAUAUACCGGGGCACCAUAGUGAAAUCCUCAGUUGUUGUGUCAGUUCAGAUAUAGGAAUUGUUGUUUCAUGUUCCCUUUCUUCGGAUGUUCUGUUGCACUCUGUCAGAAGAGGACGUCUAAUUAGAAGAUUAGUUGGUGUGAAGGCUCAUAUUGUCCGCCUUUCCUCUGAUGGUGUUGUUGUGACUUGGAACGAAUCAGAGCAUACUCUCAGCACCUUCACUCUUAAUGGUGUUUUAAUUGCUGAAACACAAUUAUCUUUCUCUAGCAGGAUUAGUUGCAUUGAAAUUCCUGUUGAUGGGAAGAGUGCCUUAAUUGGAAUUAAUCCUCUAGAAAAUGCUGGGGUCUAUAAUAAUAGUUGGAAUUUGAGCGAUGAUGAUAUUGAUUCAGAAUCAGGAAAAGCUCAAGAAAGCAAUGGAAUAAAUGCUUCGUUGCCAUCUAUUUGCUUCCUGGAUUUGCACACUCUGAAGGUAUUUCAUAUAUUAAAGCUGGGAAGACAGGAUAUCACAGCUCUAGCUUUAAACAAGGAUAACACAAAUCUUUUGGUCUCAACUUUGGAUAAACAGUUGAUAAUCUUCACUGAUCCAGCUUUAAGCUUGAAAGUAGUUGAUCAAAUGCUGAAGCUGGGUUGGGAAGGUGAUGGACUUACACCCCUCAUAAAGUCAUAGAUUUUAGGGCAUACAGAAGUAAAUUACAGAUAUUUUAUAGAUAACAAUUGUUAGGAAUCGUGGUUUAAGGUUUUUGAGCUCUUGUUUGUAAGCAUUUUUGGUUCCAUCCCAGUGGUUCAGGGAUGUCUUGUAAUAUAUGUACUAUCAGAGACAAGCGUUAGCCUUUAGUGAUAGGUAAAUUAGUUGCAAGUAUAGUUCUCUCAUUGCUCUCCCACAUGUG